Quercus lobata is the source of this 3255-nucleotide messenger RNA. RefSeq names its product TMV resistance protein N-like. The record is from RefSeq and is a predicted model, not a curated record. Bases 1 to 3255 code for a protein of 1084 amino acids. The transcript is spliced from 8 exons. NCBI's taxonomy places the organism in Eukaryota, Viridiplantae, Streptophyta, Magnoliopsida, Fagales, Fagaceae. Gene Ontology annotation, biological process: signal transduction; defense response. Gene Ontology annotation, molecular function: ADP binding.
AUGAAACUUCUUAAAGCUAUUGAAUUGUCAAUGAUCUCAAUUGUUGUGUUCUCUGAAAAUUAUGCAUCUUCUAGUUGGUGCUUAGAUGAGCUAAUAAAGAUUCUUGAGUGUAGGAAUAAUGGACAGUUAAUUUUACCAAUAUUUUACAAAGUAUAUCCAUCAGAAAUACGUAAACAAAAGGGAAAGUUUGGAGUAGCGUUAGCUCAACAUGAAGAAAAUUUAAAGGAUAGCAUGGAGAAGGUUCAGGGGUGGAGGACAACUUUGACUAAAGCAACUGACUUGUCUGGGUUGAAUUACAAGGAGGGCUACACUGAAUCUGAAACUCAAUUUAUCCAGAGAAUUAUUAAAGAGAUAUUAGGUACUAAAUUGAAUCGCACUCAGUUAUUUGUUACUAAACACCCAGUUGGAAUAGAUUUCCGUGUGGAUGCUAUAGAAUUGCUUUUAGAUAUGAAGUCAAAUGAUGUUCGCAUGGUAGGGAUUCAUAGUCUUGGGGGAGUAGGUAAGACUACAAUUGCAAAGGCUAUUUAUAACAGAAUCACUAAUUGUUUUGAAUUGAGUUGCUUUCUAGAGGAUGUUAGAGAAAAGUCGGGAACAAAUGAUGACAUGAUCAAACUACAAGAGAUGCUUCUUUCUAAGAUCUCACUGGGCACAUAUGUAAAGGUAGACAGUGUGCCCAAAGGAAUUAUUAUGAUAAAGGAAAGGCUUUGUCGUACAAGACUUCUUUUAAUUCUUGACAAUGUGGAUGAGUCAGAAGUGAUAGUAAAUUUGCUUGGAGAAUGUAAUUGGUUUGCUUUAGGAAGUAGAGUCAUUAUAACAACAAGAGAUGGACAGGUGCUAACAACUUUUGGAAAAGAUCAUCAAAUUUAUGAGCUUAAGGAAUUGAAUCAAUCUGAAUCUCAUGAACUCUUCAACCUGUAUGCCUUCCAAAAAAUUGAACUUGAGAAAGAUUUUUCAGAAGUUGCAGAGCAAAUCAUACAUUAUGCCAAUGGCCUUCCAUUAGCUCUUAAAAUAAUAGGUUCUGAUUUGUGUGGAAAAAGUAUAUGUGAAUGGAAAAGUGCGUUAGAAAAGUAUAAAAAUAUCCCUCACGAAAAAAUUCAAGAAAAGCUCAAAAUAAGUUAUGACAGACUUGGAAAGACCGAAAAGGAUAUUUUUCUAGAUAUUGCAUGUUUCUUUAAGGGAUUCAAUAGGAGCUUCGUAGUGAGUAUAUUAGAAGCUUGCAAAUUAUAUCCGGGUUAUGGAAUUGGAAAACUUAUUGAUAAGUGUCUCAUAACUGUUGGUCAAUCUGGAAAUUUGUGGAUGCAUGACUUGCUUCAACAAACGGGGAGAGAAAUUGUUCAACAUGAAUCAGAAGAGCUUGGCAAACGUAGUAGGAUAUGGUGUUUUGAGGAUGCUUAUGAAAUACUGACUACAAAUAUGGGAUCAAGUAAAAUUCGGGGCAUUAUGUGCUACUCACCUCAGCUGAUAACAAUGCCAGUAGAAGCUAAAGCUUUUGAAAAGAUGAAAUAUCUCAAAUUUCUUAUGGUUCGUAAUGUACGCAUUUGUGAAGAACUCAAAUAUCUCCCUAAUGGGUUAACUUUGCUUCAAUGGCCUAAAUUUCCAUUUUCCUUGCCAUCCAAAUAUUAUCCUCAACAACUUGUUGCACUUGAGAUGCCAAGAAGUCUUAUUAGAUUGGAGACAACAUCCAAAUUGGGAAUCCAACUAAAAUAUUUAAAAUAUAUUAAUUUCAAUAGGUGUGAGUUCAUUAUAGAAUUACCUGAGUUGUGUGCCCCAAGCUUAGAAAAAAUGGAUCUUUCCUAUUGUCAAAAUUUAGUUAAGGUUCAUGAGUCUGUUGGAUUUCUUGAUAAGCUUCGGAUAUGGGAACUCCAAGGUUGUGGAAAACUUAAAAUUCUUCCAAACAAUCUCAGGUUAAAAUCUCUUAAGGAGUUUCGUCUUAUAGACUGCUUAAGGCUUGAUAAGUUUCCUAAUAUUGAUCCAGAAAUGAAAUGUUUAAGGGAAUUAAAUUUACGUGGGACUGAUAACAUAUAUAAAUUGCAGCUUCUUAUUGGACUAUAUACUCCCACUGCCAAAUUGAGACAGACAUGCAAUUAUUUGGAUGGCUUUUCUAGUUAUGGCUUUUUGACGUUGGAUUCCAUGAGUUUCAGGGGCAAUAAAAAUAUAAUUGAAUUAGAUUUUUUGAUGAAACCCGAGUACUUCCCCAUAUUGAAAUAUCUAGAUCUAUCUAAAACUAAUAUUGUUGGCAUCCCCGAAAGCCUUAGCAGAUUUACUACAUUACAGUCACUUGAUAUACGAAAUUGCAAGCAUCUUCGGGAAAUUCCAAGGCUUCCACAAUCUGUACAAGUUGUGGAUGUAGGCAAUUGCUAUUCGUUGAAUCCACAAUCGUCAAGCAGAUUAUUGAAUCAGAUUGGAGAAUUUUUAGGGAUUUUUCCAAAUAAAGGUUGCAAGGGAACAAGAAGCAGGAUAUCAAUAGAUCCACAAACAUCAUCAACCGAAAUAUUGGAUGAGAUUCGUCGCUCGCUUUUGCCUAAUUGGCGCUCUAAACCUGAAGAUGAUAAAUUUAUAAUUAGACUACCAAGAACUGAGAUUCCAACGUGGUUGAAGUUAAACCAUGAAAGUGAUGGAAAUGUCAUAUCAUUUUGGGUUGGUCGCACAUUUCCAAAUAUUUUUGAUGUCUGUUUUGCUUUUGGACCGCUGAAAUAUUCGUGGACAUCUUCCUGUGAUAACCGAUUGAAUAAGUCAAGCCCAUCUGAACCAAAUUACGUUGAAGUAACAUGUAGAAUGGAGGAUUGGGUUAAAAACCAUCCAAGAAGGUGGGGGGUCCAUGUAGAGUGUAUCUGUCGUUCCCAACAAUCUGAUGUUUUUCUGUUGCCGAGUCCAAGUGCUACGCAUAGUUGUGGCUCUUCCUCGAUCCCUCUUUUACUUACUUCUAGUUGUGGCACUGUUAUGGAUCAACAUGCUUCAAUAAUGGAGGAGAUUCUAGACAUCGGCCAAGAAGAAACCAUUGACCACCCUAUGCCAAACGUCCCCAAAAACACUACCUGUCCCACUUUGGAUGGCUUUGAAUUCCGUCUCUGGAAACAAAGCUUUCGUCCAACCCAAAUUCCAACUGCAAUGCUCAAGUCCAGGGCUCUAAUAAGGGAAUUCGAAGAGAUAGAUCCCAGGUCUUUCAACAAUGGAGAAGAAGAUUCAGGGCAUUCAAUGGCCCACACUUUUAUCAAUGAUUGUUCCAACUCCAAGUUGCAUCCACCAUCAAAGUAA